Molecule: messenger RNA, 3175 nt
Organism: Megachile rotundata (alfalfa leafcutting bee)
Lineage: Eukaryota; Metazoa; Arthropoda; Insecta; Hymenoptera; Megachilidae
Biological process (GO): regulation of transcription by RNA polymerase II
Cellular component (GO): nucleus
Molecular function (GO): protein binding
Source: RefSeq, a predicted model, not a curated record
AGAAUAUAUUCCUAGUCUAUGACAGUGUCUAUAUCGUUAAAUAAGAUGGCUGAAUUUUGAGUUUCGUUUACAUCUUAUUUUGCACACUCUAACGUAUUGGUGAACAAAUGUUGUGUAAAGCCGUUGCUCAGCAUUCCCCGUGGUGUUUUAUAAAACUUGAUAGAAAAUGCAUAAACUUGUUAUGUCAUUAUCCAUCGUUAAUCGAAACUGAUUGCGUACAUUUGAUCAAAGGUUUCAGUGCUUUUUUUCAAACUAUACUCGACAGAGGAAAACCAACAUUUUAAUCGUAUUUCAACAUAAUGGUGGAGAGUACUGAUAUUUGUGUCCUACAAUGGGCUGGUCAUGCGAGAUUCAUUACAGAAAAGUUUAGUGAACUGUUGGCACGCCAAGCACUUGUUGAUGUUACCCUCGUCUGCGAAGGACAGAAACUCCGUGUUCAUAAACUGGUUUUAGCAUCGAAUAGUACAUACUUUGAGCAUUUGAAGAAACCAUGUUUGAUGGACAUACUUUUUACAACUUGUGAAGAACAUCUAUUCAGUGUAAAGGAGAUUUUGCAGAAGGAUUUGAGUCAGGAACCCAUUAUAUUUUUGAAAGACCUAAACUUUGAGAUCUUGAAGGCCAUGGUCGAAUUUAUGUAUUGUGGAGAAACUACUGUUCCUUAUCAGUUGCUGUCAUCUUUAUUAACUGCCACUAAGACUUUUAAGGUAAAAGAAUUAACGAGCGUGGUCGAUGCCAUGAUGACUUCUGGUAUAGAAAAUUUUAGAACUGAUGUACAUAUAGAUAAGAAAGUUAGUGAAUCAAAAAUUACAAAAAAUAAAUGCAACAGUCCAGAUUAUUCACACGUGAAGUGCAAUGAUCUAGAGAAAAAUGAGUGCUUUUUACUUUCUAAUGAGAGCAGUAGUGAUGUGAAUAUAAGUGAAAAUUCACCUUUGGAAAGUAGUGUCAUCACUGAUCCUCCUGAACAAGAAUUAGAGCAUAUGUUGUAUGAUGAAUCACAAGAUUUUGAAAGUAAUGUAGAACAAACUAAAUUAUUUUCAGUAGCAAACUCUAAACUAGCAGAAAAUAGAAAUUCAACUUUAUUUAUAAAUUGUAAUAACAAAGAAACAUCAAGUGGGUACUCUGAAGAUAGAAUGAUAAAUAGUAAUACAUUGUGUACAAAUGAUACUUUAAAACCUAUAUUAUAUGAACAAUGCUGUGAUCUUUCAGAUAUUGAUGACUGUGAAGAAAAUUCUAUGUCACUAUCACAAUCUUGCCUCCAGCAAAUUGAAAAAGACUUUGCACAAUAUAAGUUUGAAGCUACCGAUGUUCCUAGUAAAAUAGGAAAAUGCGUUAAAGUAUACACUCAUAAAAGACGUAAAUCCAUAGAUGAAAUAAAAACUAAAUUUACAGAUGUAAAUAACAUAAUUCAAAGUCCAUCAUCCACUGAUUGUAUAGACUUAUUAGAUGAACCGUCCACUAAUGAUAUACCAGUUACACUUUUAACCUCAUUAGAUAUGGAAAGUGCUGAGUAUAUUAUAAGCUUAAAUACUGAAAACAUUCAGUCUAUAGUGGGAGCUACUUUAACCGAACAACAUGCGUUGAGGACAGGUAAGAAAAUCGAACAAAUUAUUGAGUACAAUUCGCAGAAAGAUAAUACUAAUAAAAAAGAUCUAAAUGUUGAAAAUACUGAAAAUUCACUAUGUAGCAAACCGAUAUUACGAAGAAGUUUGCGAUUAAAUCAGCAGGAAAUAGAAGAAACUGUGAGCAAUAAUGAACUUAACAAAGAUUCGAAUGGAAGAGAAAAACAAAUUAAAAAAUUUAACUCUUCCAACAGCGCAGAAUUAUGUAUGAAAAAGAAGCGUAAGGUGAAAGAUAUAGAUCGCAAAGUUCCAGAACAAAGCGGUAACAAUUUAAUACAGUCCGCUAAAAAGGUUUUGAAUUCGCGUAAAAAUUCUACAAAAUUAAUUGUAAAAAAAAGCAAUAAACCUACUUGUACUAUAUCUAGCAAAGAAAAGAAUCAGCAAACGGUUAAAAUACCGAACAGAUUGAAAUGUGACAUAUCAGAAGCGGCGGAAGUGAAUUCUAUUUUUACAUUACCUAAAUUAAAUACAAUAGAACACAUAAACCGAGCGCUUUGGGGCGAUAUGUCGGAUAUUUCCGAAGACUGUGAAAAUCGAAUGAAUUUAGUGGAAUUUACACCAAACACAGAAAUUCCGUUCGCCGUUGGGUUACUUCCUCUACGCACUGCUUUGGAGAAGAUGCAAGCAACGCCGGACUAUCAACCUCGCAAAACUCGUUCAUCGGUAGCUCCGUUAAAACAAGAUAACUUUCUCAAAAGAAAAAGUUUUACACAAUUUGGAAAACCUACCGAACCAAAAAAGCAGAAUAUUUGUAUCAAUGGCCCGAAAGAAAGUGCAAAAACAGUUUAUCAUAUUCAAAUAAGAACAGCACCAUCGCAAUACAUACGAAAUCGUAAGAAAUAUAUUGCGGCAUGUGUUGACACGAUACAAUCGCCGGUUAUUAUGAAUAAAUAAUAAAAGAUAUUACGCAGAAAUAGGUAGCUAUAAAUAAGCGAUCCCAAAGAGAUCGAAUUAAAAGAAACGCGUAUAUAAUUUUAUAUUUUGAACAAAUAUUUUUAAUAUAAAAUUGAUCGUACGUGAAACAUAGGUAUGGAAAAGAAUCUACCGUACAUUACAUCCAUAUAGUUCCUUAACUUUUGUAAGAAUUCAAGAUAUAUUUUUUUAUUAUUUUGAAUACUCUUCCAGAAGAGUAAACACAAAUUUUGUUCAUUAAAAAGAGAACGUUUAAUAUAACAUAGAUGUAAUACGAUAUUUUUGUUUAUGCAUUAUGUAAUAUUGCAUUAUUCUACAAGUUCAGUAGCUUGUGAUUAAGUGAAAUGGACUUUUCUAGUGCACAUGUACAUAUGUAAUGAUUUGUUUUUAAUAUCGUGUCCUUUGUUUAAGAAUUACGUGUAAAUAUUUAAAAAUUUUAGUUUGUUACAUUUUAUUAUGAAUUUAAUUGAAUUUUCUUUAUUGUGUGAAAAAUUGCAUCUAUACAAUUCAUAUUAUUGUAAAUAUUUAGGUAUUAAGCGUCGUCAUUUGUUUGAUAACUUUAAGAAUUCUUAAAUGUUUUAUAUGAUUUAUUUAUAAAUUUAAUAAUCAUAUUCUUUAAUACGUCUGUUUACAAAAUAUUUUAU